This is a messenger RNA of Camelina sativa (false flax), 567 nucleotides long. RefSeq lists its product as uncharacterized. Lineage: Eukaryota; Viridiplantae; Streptophyta; Magnoliopsida; Brassicales; Brassicaceae. The record is from RefSeq and is a predicted model, not a curated record. Gene Ontology annotation, cellular component: respiratory chain complex I.
UCUAAGUAACAGACAACACGCAGUUUCUGUUUCUCUAUCAGAUUUCUGUUUCUUCUGUUCUUCAUUCAUUUCAUGUUUUGGUUUUCGUAUCUCAAGUGAGAGAGAGAUGGGUUUCAUAAUGGAAUUUGCGGAGAAUUUGGUGCUAAGGUUAAUGGAGAAUCCAGAGAAUAGAGACAGGAAAGCAAGGGAACACAUAUAUGAGAUGCAUGAGAGGUGCAAGAAGAUUAAGGAGAUGUGGGCGUUACCUAUUCGUCCUUAUGGAUUCUGGACGUUUGAGCGUCACAAUGCUCAGCUUCGUUGGGAUCCUCAGAUCAGUCAGGUUGCUGGUCGAAGGGAUCCUUAUGAUGAUCUCCUUCAGGACAACUACACUCCUCCUUCUUCGUCGUCUUCAGACUAAUCAAACAAUGGGAGCUUGGUACAAACUCAAAUAAUAGCUCAAAGACUCGUUUACGAAUGAGAGAGGAAUACUUGUUGGCGUUUUUAGUAAAGUUGUUUUGAUUGUCCAUCUUUGAUAUGAAAUAAUAAUUUCUGAAAUAUGAUCAAUAUGAAGUUUUGUUGCUGAAAAUC